Messenger RNA from Zophobas morio, 933 nucleotides. RefSeq lists its product as uncharacterized. Gene Ontology annotation, biological process: tRNA 5'-leader removal. Bases 1 to 933 code for a protein of 310 amino acids. The record is from RefSeq and is a predicted model, not a curated record. NCBI's taxonomy places the organism in Eukaryota, Metazoa, Arthropoda, Insecta, Coleoptera, Tenebrionidae. The transcript is spliced from 10 exons. Gene Ontology annotation, cellular component: nucleolar ribonuclease P complex; ribonuclease MRP complex.
AUGAUAGUAACAAUUAUUUUUGGAGGGAAAAACAAACCUUUUUUCACUAAAAAACCUGAAACCCUACUUGCACCUGAAUUUCCCGCCAUUUUUAAAAAUUUUGACAUUAAUGAUUUUGAAAAAUCGUCAGAGGAGAGGCUGAAGUGUUCAACUUUUAAAGUGAAUCAGUUACUUUCUUCGCUCGUUAUAAAAGAUGAUUCGCUGUUUGAAAACUCACUGAAAAUUCCGAUACUCGUGAUAAAAAAUUCCCAACUAAAAGAAGCUUACAGUUUUGGGGACGGCUACGAACUCGUGGUUCCCAACAAUUGGGGUUUGGAUAUUUGGCUUUCAUUAAUAUACGCUGGAGCUUCUGCUACUGGGAUUGAAGCCGAUUCAUUUUUAAAAUUGCAACUCAAUAAACCCUUUUUUCCACUUGACUAUGUAGACACCAAUGCGGGAAAAGAAUAUAAUAAAAGUUUGUAUACGGAAGAGAGCGAGACUUUCGCCAAACGUCCGUCUUCAAAAAAAGUAGCGAAUCCCUCGCCUCCGUCCGACUGGCUUUCGCUAUUUGAUUCUUCAGUGAAAAGUUUUUAUAUUAUUCGCUCCUCUAAAGUUAUUAAUGCUAUACAGGAAUUUUUAAAAGGCAAUGGAAAACUUUAUUCCACCUUCGUGCCUCACCCCGGAGCACUAUUUUUAGCAUAUAUAUCCUCCAAUAAGAAAGUUGCGAGAGCCAAAGCUUCCAUAUAUAGAGGAAAUGACGAAAACCGGGAAAGACUCGGAUUCGUUCUAAGGGGGGAAUACUGUUUUUCAAUUGGACGGGGGCUUUCUCUAGCAUUUAUUAGCUACACGUCGCUAUUAAAUAUAGCUUCUCCUGUUGAAUGUAAAUUUUACUUUCAAAACGAACACUCUGAAUUAUUACUUCCUUGCGAGUUUGUGAUAAAUAAAACUAUAUAA